This is a messenger RNA of Python bivittatus (Burmese python), 446 nucleotides long. The record is from RefSeq and is a predicted model, not a curated record. NCBI's taxonomy places the organism in Eukaryota, Metazoa, Chordata, Lepidosauria, Squamata, Pythonidae.
UAUACACUCAAGAGAAAUGGAUUUGGUGGUGGUGUUCGUUAUGGCCCUUUCCCUAAUGGCUGUCAGAAAAGUCCAGCCCAAGCCAGCUGAACAUUCUGCUCUCAGAAAUACCAACAGCAGCACAACUGCAGAACCAGAAACUCAGAGAUUACGUUUGAUGGACGGAGGAAGCAAUUGUUCGGGCAGGGUCGAGUUGGAAGUCAUGGGUACUUGGGGCACUGUAUGUGAUGACAACUGGGACCUGGCUGAUGCUGAAGUCGUGUGCCAGCAACUUGGCUGUGGUUCAGCCAUUCAGGCUCUCAAUGGCUCUCAUUUCCAAAAGGGGACAGGCCCCAUCCAUUUGGAUGAAGUGAAAUGCUUGGGGAAUGAAUCGUAUCUAUGGGAUUGUCUGUCUGAGACGAACCAUGAUUGUGGACACAAGGAAGAUGCCGGUGUGAUUUGUUUAG